Messenger RNA from Hibiscus syriacus, 2113 nucleotides. Its product is annotated as CDPK-related kinase 5-like. Gene Ontology annotation, biological process: intracellular signal transduction; protein autophosphorylation; peptidyl-serine phosphorylation. The coding region runs from base 136 to 1884 and encodes 582 amino acids. The record is from RefSeq and is a predicted model, not a curated record. Gene Ontology annotation, molecular function: calcium/calmodulin-dependent protein kinase activity; calmodulin binding; calcium-dependent protein serine/threonine kinase activity. The transcript is spliced from 12 exons. Gene Ontology annotation, cellular component: cytoplasm; nucleus. NCBI's taxonomy places the organism in Eukaryota, Viridiplantae, Streptophyta, Magnoliopsida, Malvales, Malvaceae.
UAUUAUUAUUAUUAUUACUGUUCUAUCUUUAUUUGUUUUUUUUUCUUUGAUUCUUACAGAGUUAGCUGAAACCUCAGAAAGAUCUCUCAAAUGCAAAGUUUCUUAUUGAUUUGUUGAUCUUCUUCCUUUUCGACAAUGGGAGCCUGCACUUCGAAGCCUUCAAAAUCAAACCCAUUUUCCCCGAGAGAGGACCAGAAGAAUGAUAAUCCUGCCCCUACCCAAUUACCCAAAUCCCCACCUCCUCUUUCUCUCCCUCCGACCACGCCUUUCCUCCCUUUGUACACCCCAAGCCCCGCUCAUCGAUGGAAACCCAAGACUCCUUCAACUCCUCUCCACUUUUUCCGGCGGCCUUUUCCUCCUCCAUCUCCGGCCAAGCACAUCCGGGCUGUGCUGAGGCGGCGGAAGCCGAACAAGGAAACGCAAAAUGAGGCCAAAAUUGUGGAAGGAGAUGAGGAAGAGGAGGAAGAGGGAGGAGUUGAGUUGGAUAAAAGAUUUGGGUUUUCGAAGGAAUUGAGAAGUAAGUUGGAAAUAGGAGAGGAAGUUGGCAGAGGGCAUUUUGGGUAUACUUGUUCUGCUAAGUUCAAGAAAGGAGAAUUCAAAGGCCAGCAGGUUGCUGUUAAAGUUAUUCCCAAAUCCAAGAUGACAACGGCUAUUGCAGUUGAGGAUGUACGAAGGGAGGUGAAGAUAUUGCGAGCCUUGACAGGACAUAACAAUCUAGUGAAAUUCUAUGAUGCAUUUGAAGAUCAUGAUAACAUCUAUAUAGCAAUGGAGUUUUGUGAAGGAGGUGAGCUUUUGGAUAGAAUUCUUGCAAGGGGCGGAAAGUACUCGGAAGAUGAUGCAAAGACUGUAAUGGUACAGAUUCUAAAUUUUGUUGCUUUUUGCCAUCUUCAGGGCGUGGUGCAUCGAGAUCUUAAGCCAGAGAACUUUUUGUAUACUUCAAAAGAGGUGAACUCUAUGCUUAAGGCCAUAGACUUUGGAUUAUCGGAUUUUGUCAGACCAGAUGAAAGACUGAAUGACAUUGUGGGAAGUGCAUACUACGUGGCCCCUGAAGUUCUUCAUAGAUCUUAUAGUACAGAAGCUGAUGUUUGGAGUAUAGGUGUGAUAGCAUAUAUUCUUUUAUGUGGUAGCCGUCCGUUUUGGGCUAGGACUGAGUCAGGAAUUUUUCGAGCGGUCCUAAAAGCAGAUCCGAACUUUAUUGAAGAACCUUGGCCUUCCUUGUCUUCAGAAGCUAAGGACUUUGUUAAGCGCCUUUUGAAUAAGGACCCCAGGAAAAGAAUGACAGCAGCUCAGGCCCUAUGUCAUCCUUGGAUCCAGAAUCAUAAUGAUGUUAAGGUCCCUCUCGAUAUUUUAGUUUUUAGGCUUAUGAAUGCAUAUAUGCGAUCUUCAACUUUGCGGAAGGCUGCCAUAAAGGCAUUGUCUAAGACAUUGACAGCUGAUGAACUCUUUUACAUGAGAGUGCAAUUCGCAUUAUUUGAGCCCAACAAUGGUAGCAUAACCUUGGAGAACAUUAAGACGGCCCUGAUGAAAACUGCAACAGAUGCAAUGAAGGAUUCUCACAUUCCGGAUUUUCUUUUUUCACUUAAUGCACUUCAAUACAGAAGAAUGGGUUUUGAAGAAUUCUGUGCAGCUGCAUUAAGUGUUCAUCAGCUCGAGGCGCUUGAUCGUUGGGAACAACAUGCCCGAUGUGCAUACGAGCUUUUUGAGAAAGAUGGAAACAGGGCUAUCGUAAUUGAGGAACUCGCUUCUGUAAGAACUUGGACCUCUAUUCCAGUUCAUGCUGUUCUUAACGAUUGGAUAAGGCAUAUGGAUGGGAAGCUAAGUUUCCUCGGUUUCGUCAAAUUGUUGCGUGGUCCAUCCAGUCGAGCCCUUGCAAAGGCACAGUGAUGUGUUGUAAGAGACGUUGAUGACUCUAGGCACUAACAAUGGAAUAUCGGUUGAAUAUCAAAUGCAAUCGAAGAUGUAGCAUUGAUGCAGUGUAAAACUGGAUAUUGGUCUCUCUUUUAAGGGUGGGGGACCCAGGAAGUAUGCUUCCUUCCUACAUCCAGGCUUCAAUUUUAUGCUGAUUCUUGGAAAUGUUAUGGAACAAUUUAGAAGUCAACAAAGAUAUCACUAU